Prorocentrum cordatum is the source of this 757-nucleotide messenger RNA. The record is from the annotation of a GenBank genome assembly. Lineage: Eukaryota; Dinophyceae; Prorocentrales; Prorocentraceae.
CGGCGAUUCCCCCUCCAAACAGCGACCCUCGGUGCUCUGGGCCCCACACGCCGCGGCCGCCGCCGCGCCGUCGCAUGGGAUGCGCCACGCGGCGCCGGGCCCGUGCAUGGCGGAGGAUGUCCCGCUCGAGGUGCCCGAGGCGCUGCUGCCGUUCGCCGCGCGGCUCUUCGCCCACUUCCCGGCGGUGAUGCUCGCGCUGGGGCACCCGUUGCUGGGGACCGAAAAACUUCGAGCUGCCUCCGGCCAACAGCUCGUUCACGGUGAUCGAAGAGACGAGCAAGUAUCGAAGACCUCAUCCAGGUGGUACUCAGGCGCCGCGGGGCCAGCGCCUCCAGGGCCGAGGCGCGGGCGGCGCAGCUCCGCAGGGGCCUCCACGAGGGAACGGUGCUGUUCGGGGACGCCCCAGCCAAGCCGCCCGCGGCCUCCGCGCCCACGAGCCCCCACGGGGCGCCGGGGCCUGGAGGGCCCGCGGCCGCAGCUGCCCUGGGUGGAGCACCGCGCAGGAUGCCGGUGAGCACAGAGGGGGAAGGCCCUGCCGCUGCGCCGCAGCGCUCUGCGCCGCGCGAGGCCCGCCAGGGCGUGGGCCACGCGGCGAGGCAUUCAUUGUUGGACGGCGUCCUCCCAGGCGACGCGGCGCCUUCGGCCCCCGCCGCCGCCGGGAGCAGCGGCAGGGCUCCGAAGUUGAGCAGCAUGUUCCAAGGAGGGGGGCCACCGGGCCUCUCGGAGGGAAGUGAGCGGGAGGCGGAAUGCUUUGGAG